AUGUCGGUUCCUUCAAACGACGACACAAUUCAUAGCGAAGGUAACUCGGGUAUGCAGAGCAACAACACUGAAUUUCCUACUACGAUGACUAACACUUCAUAUCCUGUUCUCGAAGAUUGCGCUCUUGAUAUGAAAUGGAGUGAAGUUAUGCAGAUCAUUCAAUUUAUGAAAAAUGACGCAGUUAACAUAGUGGAUUUUGAAAUCUUCUAUAUUAACAAGGAGAGAAAUUGUAUAUUUACGACAACAUUCUGGAAGUUCUCAUUAGUGACUCCCAUUGGUCGGGAAAUUGUCCACGCGUUUCAUGUAAUGUUGCCGCUGUUUGUAAAAAUGGCUUUGAACGCUGGUCGAAGAAACCUUAAAUUACACGUCAACAAAACUGGUAAAAGAUGCAUUUUCCCUAGUAAUGAUCAAAUGUUUAUGGAUAAAUUGAUAGUCGGAGGAAUAUUUCAACAAAUAUUUCUGCUCACGAAACAGCCGAUAAGUAACGAAAUCUGUUAUUUUGGGUAUAAAGCCCAUCAAAAUGACCCGCGACCGUUAUACUUGUGCUGUCAGAUAACUGAAUAUGAUUUCACUGGAUCAUUAAAAUUUCAAUGUCUAGAAACAAAUGCAUUUCUACAUACGAAGUUAUAUUCGACCAUUUUCACCGCUAUUAUGUUCGUGAUUUUACCUCUCUAUUAUUUAAAGUUGUUAUUCCAUCUGCUAUCUUAUCGUUUGUUUGAUAUUAGAUAUUCGAAGUAUUAUAAGCUGGAGGAAAGUACCAUGUCGCCGUCUUCUAUUGUGCUGAGAAUUAUGUGGAAACAACAGGGGGCCUUUGCGUAUUGCGUCCGAGCCCUAGCAGUACUGUCUAUUUUACUAUUGUUUAUGUGCUUAAAUGUAAAUAUUAAACUAAGGAUGAUAUUUAAUUUUGUACCUUCUUUAUACCUUUUCCCGCCCACUUUCUCGCUCAUAUUAAUUCUAAUGACACCACCAACAUUACCAAGUGCUAUCCCCCACGGCUCCAUCACUAGCAUAGCGGGAAUAGCUGACUUUUUUUUCAUUCACCAAAUGGUAUCUUGGAUGGGUUAUAGUGAACAGAUAUUACGCCAAAAAGAUGAAAGUGAAGAAUUUGAAGUUGUAAUCGCGAUGUUAACUUUGCCAUUUAACGAAAAACAUUGGAUGAAAAAAAUAGGGGAGUUGUGCAAUAGGUUUCAAUUUUCUGGUAUUUUUUAUUUUCCACAAUCAAUUAUCCUGACAAUGAUCUUGGCUUGUUUAAUUUGUGUUUUUUAUGUUUCUCUUCGCUUUCUCUGGAGCAUUGUUUUAUUGUAUCUAUACCUUAUAUACAAAAUCUUCGUCCUUUCAAUGGCAGUGUUAUAUGGCUUUAAUAACUGGCGUCUUUUCCAAGUCGUGUCCAUGUGCGGGAUUCUUGUCGGUGGAACUUGGGCCUGUUACAUAUUGAUAUUGGCAUUGCAAUCUUUACUGCUCGGAAUAUUCCUUAACCUUGUCUACUUUAUUCCCUAUCUCGCAUCUUUUUCAGUCUUAACAUUUCACGGCUAUAGUUAUUGGAAGUCUGUGGAAGAGAAAUACUUUGUAUUAAAACAGUUAAUUUACGAAAAGUGUCGAGACAUACAACGCGUCAAUAAUGGCUGCAUUCCAAACAGACAUCCCAAACAAAAGGAAAACGUUUUACCGGUGGUGUCCAGAGAGCUUUAUGAUAAAAUAAGAGAGGAACUUUUACCCUAUCAUACAAACUUAUUUUAUUUCAGUUUGAAAGUGUUGAUGUUGUCGAUAUUCGCCUAUGGUAUUUUUGAGCUGGUCAAUACACUCCAUGCAUUAAAAAUCAGCGCUGUCGUUCAGGUUUUGAUAACAGUGAGCAUCAGUAUCGUGCCGUAUAUAUUCAAUAUGGAAAAAUUUAACACAAGCGAAGCAAGAAAAAAAGCAUGGCUUGAAAAAAUGAAAUUAAAUGUGAAAUACAUUGUCGAAGAACGAACUCUUGAGGAUCCAAAACUAGCUAGGACAGUUUUGAUUAUUCAAGACAAGAGUAAUGACACCGUUGACCGUGAACAGGAGACUGCGUAUGAGAACGUAAUGCAAUACGAAUCAUCUGUGUAA
This is a messenger RNA of Paramuricea clavata, 2088 nucleotides long. NCBI's taxonomy places the organism in Eukaryota, Metazoa, Cnidaria, Anthozoa, Malacalcyonacea, Plexauridae. The record is from the annotation of a GenBank genome assembly.